UACUAAAGGUGAUAGUUAGUCAGUCCCCUGAUGAUGACUUAUAAGACUUUUGUGGUCUAUUGCAGUACUGUGUUCAAUAAAAGGUUGUGGCACAUUAGUGGCUUUAAGCCUUUAUGGAGUGGUUGCUGUUGUUCAUAUAACAACCUCCCUGAACCACUCUCCUCAGUCUCACACACUCAGUUCUGCCAUGUAUCAAGUCUAAUGAUCAGAAACAUCUGGCAAAUUUAUCAACAUUGAUAACUGCUCAAAUCAAUAUUGUCCAUCUGAGGGAUGCACACCUCUAUUGUACAGAGACUGUCCAUGGUACUGAUCCUCAGGCAGUGAAGUCAACUGAGCAUGUGAUUUUAGCCUACUAACUGCUACACCUUAGUGAGCUAUGUUCUUGCAAAUUAGGGAGGGAGUUGUCUAUUGAAAGUCCAUUGUUCUUAGGAAAUAUACAAAGGUCAGUAAAUAUAGGACACUGGAAAGAUUACUGGUGAUGAGAAAGGUUUAGCAUUUAAAUCCCACAGGUUUUUUUUUCAAAGCCUAGAGAAUCUCCGGCAAUCUAAUCAAUGUCACAAGUACAUGAGGAAUGGAGAAGCUACUGCAGCAACCAACUAAUGAAAUAACUCUCCAUUCUGGGAGCAAAAGGAAUACUUCAGAAGGUAAAACAGUGUCACUUCAUGUGGAGCACAAACCUUCGAAAUGUGUACAAGAUGAGCAAAAACUAUUGCCAAAAUGUGACCAGGUGUCCAGUGGAAGUGCAGCACUGGGGUCAGACAGGGAGAGAACCUGCAGUCAGGCAUCCCCUUCAUCACCCAGACUAUCUUGUCAGGGCUCUCAGAAGAACAUGCCUUGUGCCCCACCCCCAACACCAAGCACACCAUUUCUCAACCAACCAGGAAACCAGCCCCUUACCGAGUUUCAGUUCCAGCCAGAGGAGUUAAACUUUGCUCUGCUCAAGUGUGAUGACAAACAAGUGGACAGUGUCCCACUGAGUCCUAUAAAAGAGUGCCCUGCCAAAAAAUCUUUGCGUAAACCUGCCCCUGUAGAGACCCUGUGGCCCCAGGUUGAAUGCUCCCUGGCAGUUCCUGAGCCCCACUCUCCCGUCAGACCCCCUGUCCCCCCUCCAACCCCUGACACAGUAUCCAGAAAACCCCAGGAGGUUCAGCCAUGCCAGCUCUCUGCAGAUUUGCUUACCAAGGCCCUGUCAAAACACAGCCUGGGCUCCGUCUCAGCACGGAACCUGAAAUUUGGGGAGGAAGAACUGCCAAGAAAAGAAGGCUCAAAGGUGCGAAUACCAAGUGAAGGAACAAAUCAAUAUAGUCAACAUCAACCUGUUCUUCGACAACAAUAAGGCAGAGCAGAAAAAAAUUGAGGGAAAACCAUGCAAGACAAGGGUGGCAUCUGGACUUAAAGACUGACUUGACCUGCCCAACAGUCUGUAUCAGUGCAUGGUCUAACACAAACUAAUACCAGGCUUGUAGCAAUUUCGUGGAGGGCUUCUUUUUCUAUAACCUUUUCACCCUCUUAGUUGACCCAACUUACAGAAUGGUAUAGCUCCUUAAUCACAUCCUUUGAUUCAGAGUGGACUUUUUCCAUUAAAAAGGUCGGUUCUUUUGCCCCCCCCCCCUUCCUACUUAUAGGCCUCAUUGCCAUAGUUGCUUUUUCCAAUUCACACUGUAUAUAAUACUGUCCUAAACCAAUUAUGUGCUACACAUGCAUGCAAUAUUUCCAGACUUCAGAAAAAGAUUUUCAUGUCAGUUAAUAUGAAAUGCUUAUAAGCUGUAAAACUCAAAAUGCUGUUUUCAUGUUUGCUUAAUUUAAUUUCCGAUCCAAUCGUGAAGUAGCACCUUGUACACUGUGCAUUGUCUUCUAAUGUAAACUGUCUAUUUUUCCAUUACUGUACAGUGUGCGUUAUUCAGCCACAAAUCCAUGUACAUGAAAGUGCAUUUCUUUAGAUAAAAUGACUGCAAAUGGGAUUUUGGCAACAAAGAAGCCUGAGGUCCUAAAUGCACAAAUUUUAAGUAUUAUUUGUAAAGGCACCCAAGGGCUAUUUAACAAUAUCUCUAUCUCAUUCCAAACUGCAGAUCAGUCUAAUUAAACUGUGUGUUUAUUUAACACCUAUUUUUGUCUUCAUUUUAGACAUUUGCAAGUAAAUGGUUUCAUGCAUUGCAUUUUUAAACUUUGCAUAAAACAAGGAAUUUGGGUAAUAAUUAUCAACUCUGAUUGUCAGAUAACAAGAUGUAAAAGUAAAAUCAGUUUGAUGAUGAAUAUGCAUUUCAGUAUUUUUGCAGUUGCUGAAAUAUACUCUUAUGAUAAAGUACUCAGUAUUUCUUCUGACAUGAAUAACACUGUGAAAUGAAAUACCACAGUAACUUGAUCUUUUCAAUGGGCAAAAGUGAUCAAACUUUCAGUUUUGUGAUCACAAAAAUUAUAUUUCUAUGUAGCAUUUGUGGUUCUUUUACAGCAUAGAAUUGAAAUAUAUGGUAGCCUGCUUUUUAAUUUUGUUGCAAUUUUGUUUUGUUGCAUGGGAAUGUUUUAAUUUUAUGAAAUUAUGUCUUAAAAAUACUGUAUUCACAAUAUGCCCACCAUUGAAAAGAUUGAAUGAUUACCUUAUAGUCUAUUCAUUAGCAAACAAGGUGGCGCUUGUAUUAACAUGCCUUUAAAGAAAAUAUAAAAUGACCAUAUAUGAUGCCAUGCUCUGUAUUAUGACACACUUUGUACCUCAUUAACAGUUCUACUGGACUAGAUGGCUCAGUAUCAAUUUUGAAAUAAAGGGCAAUAUAUAAUGCUA
Molecule: messenger RNA, 2776 nt
Organism: Lingula anatina
Lineage: Eukaryota; Metazoa; Brachiopoda; Lingulata; Lingulida; Lingulidae
Source: RefSeq, a predicted model, not a curated record